AUACGCAUAGGGGGUACAUGCGCUGUGAACGAUGAGGGAAAGAAUAUUUGUCAAUGUCGCCCGGGCUUUGGUCCAUAUUUGGGUAAAAGGUGCAAAGCUUGCGAAUGUGGUGAAGGUUCAAACUGCACAUUCACUGGCAUUUGGAACACGGAAAAGAAGUGCAUUUGUAAGAAAGGGUACAAAGAUGAAAAUGGUACAUGUGUAGGGCCUUGUGCACCAAAUCCGUGCGAAAACGGAGGCACGUGCUUGGAUAUCUCUGACUCUUACAGAUGUAUGUGUCCCUACGAUUACACUGGUCAGAAAUGCGAAUCGAAGGCCUGCAUAUGCUAUGGUGGUACUUGCGUUGUGAACAAAGAAGGAGAACGUGUAUGUGAGUGCCCGCCUGAAUAUGGUCUCGAUGACAACACAUGUAGAGCUUGCAUAUGUGGUAAAGGAUCAAACUGCACUUUCCGACGAAGCUGGUUUAACAGUAAAACCUGCAUCUGUAAAGAAGGAUACAAAGAAGAGAGAGGCAUUUGCAUAGGUACUUGUGACUCAAAUCCUUGCAAAAAUGGAGGUUCAUGUCACAAAUUUGAUGAAGAAUAUAAAUGCACGUGCAAAUCGCCUUACUCUGGAAAGUUCUGCGAAACAGGUCCUUGUGAACCAAAUCCUUGUCAAAAUGGAGGCAGCUGCUCGGUGUUAGGUCGAAGUUUCGUAUGUUCGUGUUUAGCUCCAUAUUCAGGAAUGAAAUGUGAAAAAAAUCCCUGCAUCCUAAACCCUUGCCAUAACGGAGGCAGAUGCAGAGUGGUAGAUGGGGAUUAUGUAUGUUCGUGUUUAUCCCCUUACUCAGGAAGGCAGUGUGAAAAAAAUCCGUGUAGCCCAAAUCCUUGCCUAAAUGCAGGCGAAUGUGUAAUAGGUGCAGAUGUUUAUAUCUGCAUUUGUGAAAACCCUUACUCAGGAACAAAUUGCGAGAGAGGUCCCUGCAGCUCAGAUCCUUGUCAAAAUGGUGGGAGUUGUAGUGUAGUAGAAGAACUGUAUAACUGCACGUGCCCAUAUCCCUACUUUGGGAAACUGUGUGAGAAAAGUCCUUGCAACCCAAAUCCAUGCAAAAAUCACGGUAAAUGCUCCGAGGUUGUUGGAGAUUAUAAAUGCAUUUGCAAACCUCCCUACUUCGGAAGAACAUGUGAAAAAGAUCUCUGCAGUCCAAAUCCUUGUCAGAAUUCGGGUAAAUGCACAGUGGAUAAAGACGGUUAUGUCUGCUUAUGUAAAUACCCCUACUCAGGAAGAAAGUGUGAAAUAGAUCCCUGCGGCUCAAAUCCUUGCCAGAAUGACGGAAGAUGUAGCGUAUUUGAUGGAAAACAUGAUUGUAAAUGCCCAUCUCCCUACUUUGGGAAAUUGUGUGAAAAAAGUCCUUGCAACCCAAAUCCAUGCAAAAAUGAUGGUAAAUGCAGGGUGGUUAAAACAGAUUAUAACUGCUCUUGCAAACCUCCUUACAUCGGAAGAAAAUGCGAAACAGAGUGCUACUGUGGAAAAAAUUCAACUUGUUUCCGUGAUGAAUACGGUUUUAAGCGGUGCGCCUGUGGAGAUGGUUACCUAGAAAUUGAUGGAGAAUGCAAAGAUGCAUGCAGUAUUUAUCCAUGUGUGCAUGGAACGUGUUUUAGAACUGUAGGAAAAGGCGUAUUUUGCAAGUGCGAAGAGAAUUACAAAGGUAUCUCCUGCGAUACCCCACUAGAAAAUAUUGGCGAAAGUAAGAAACAGGAUCUUCUUUUUCCAAUUCUUCUUGGAGCCAUGCUACUUUUGACAUUGGUUCUCUUCGUGAGUUUGGGUUAUGUACUUUGCAGGAAGAAAUAGAUGAACAAGAAAAGCGAGUUAGAUGAACAAUUUAGUGCACUCUCUUGAAAAUAUUGUUUACAAGAAACAUCAGACUAUUGAAAGGGACUCUGCAUGUUAUAUCUACUAAAUAUUCCUCAUCUCAGAGGGAAUGAUUAAGACGCUGGCAUAAAAAAUUGCUAUUUGCAAAAGUCGCAUAAUGUUACAUUUUUAAAGUAAUAAAAUGUUCUUAGAAGGAA
Molecule: messenger RNA, 2048 nt
Organism: Stegodyphus dumicola
Lineage: Eukaryota; Metazoa; Arthropoda; Arachnida; Araneae; Eresidae
Molecular function (GO): calcium ion binding
Source: RefSeq, a predicted model, not a curated record